AUUGAAGAUAGAGUAGGAUUGUUUGCUAAAUCUACGGAACUCCAUCUUUUGUACCAUCUUGCCAUUUGAACUAGCUUUUGGAUUUAUCCCCAAAAAAUUGCCUCGGCUGUGUUAACUUCACCCACAGUCAUUCUUGACACGACCAUCACUGGCUGUCAUUUGUUUAAGCUAAUAAACACUACAUAUCACACCACCUUUUUACUAUGACAAUAUUUAACUAACUUGUAUAAGUAGCUAGUUUUUCAAUGUAAACAAGAGGUUCUCUCGCUGGACUCAACUCCUUUGCUUUGUCAUGCAACUCCUACCCGAGCUGAUCUCACACAGACACACACACUUAGAUCGAAGAACACGUAUAACUAGCUAUUUUCAUGGACAACUUUACAAGUUAGGAUAAUCAGAUCGUCUUGAAACAUAUUUAGUCCUAUGUCCAUCACAAUAAAGAGUGUUGGAUUGGCAUUGGGGAAGUUUCCUGUUUUCACACCAAUCCAUUCCUUAAAAUUCCACGAGGGGGAGUGUACACUUCGAGAAGUUGAGGGGCAUAAUUCAAAAUUGACCCAUAUCCCAAUUUCCUAUACAUUUUGGAUAGGUCUGAGCAGAGUUGUAUUACUAUGUUGUCCAGUAAGGUUAAAUAAAUGGAGAUAUUCUAGAGAUAUUUCCAUCGAACUAUUACAUUAGAUAAGCAUGUCUGUUCUUUAGUCCUGAGUACGCGAUCGAUUAUGUUUACUCGAUUAGACAGACUUGUUCGACUACUAUAUUAAUUGACUAGAUCACAGCGUCGAGCCCCGUCGAGUUUGCUGAAUAUGGACCCGAAUUAGCCCGAGCAACGUGAUUUUGACAAAUUGCCUGAUAUAUAGCUAAAUAUCUUACGGUCAGAUUUCGAUUCUUAUGGGGAGCAAAGAUCUUUACAAUAAUUAAAAAAUAUAUGUAAAAAAAUAACAGCAAACGUGAGCUAAAUCCGAAUGCUUCAUUGGAAGCUAGCGUUAGCAUUGUUGGCUAGCCUGCUAGCUAGCUAACGUUAGCGAAUUGAGUUUUCUUUGAUGAGCUACAAGUAUCUAUCUGAGAAUGCUGAACAAAUCAGUUAUUUGCAAUUUAAUUUUGUAAACUGAGGUUACCCAGCUAGCAUUAGUUAGGCUAGCUACAUAUAUUUAUGUACUGCUAGCAGUUAUAGCUAGCACACCAGUUGAAAACCUGUGUCGAUUGAUUCGUCUUGUCUGGCAUGAUGGGGAUCUCUAGCUAGCUACAUUAGCUGCAAAGAGCUCGCCAAUCUUGGUUGAUCCGUAGUUAAAUCGCACAAUUUUGAUUGGUGUGUCACGAUGGAUCUUAACUUUUACUCUGAACUUUCUGAUGGCACUGGUCAGAAUGUCGACCCGGAGUUCUUGGAAGCACAGGCUUAUAAUGGAUACGACCCAAUUAACAAGUUUCCAGGGGGCAGUGAUAAUUACCUUACCAUAUCUGGGGCAGGUCAUCCUUUUCUCUCCUCUGAGCAGACAUUCCAUACCCCCAGUCUUGGUGAUGAGGUGUUUGAGAUCCCUCCAAUCUCCCUGGACCCGGACACGGCACUCAGUGUGGGGGACGUGGUUUCCCAUUUUGGGGAACUCUCAGGUGGAGCAGGGAGUCUCGCGGGUGCUGGAAGCCUGGCGAGGAAUGCUGUGGUGGGGGGCAAUGACCCCUCCUUUGCCUCCACCUAUGUGAACACAACCUCUCAGGGCCUGGAGCACCUGAGCUUGGGGGUAAUGAACCAGCCUGGAGGGGGGGCCCUGCUCAGUUCAACACUAGGGGUGGAACUUGGCCACUCCAUUGGCUCCCAUUUCAGCAGCUCCUCUCCAAUGACCAUUGAUGUCCCACUUGGUGACAUGAAUCAUGGCCUAUUGGGACACAAUCAGCUAACCACUAUUGACCAAUCAGAUCUGAGCGCCCAGCUCGGGCUUGGCCUUCAUGGCGGGAACAUUCUGUCUCGUUCCAAAUCACCUGACCAGCUGUCUGUCACGCCCUCUCCAGCGGGCUCUCUCCAGGAUGAUGAUAUGGAUGACUUCAGGUCUUGUAUCUUUCCCCGUCUCUCUCUGUCCACUGGUCCCGCUGUCACCCCGAAGAGUGUGCUGGUUGACUCUCCGAUGUCCCUGUCUGUCUCCCCUGCGGUACUCUCCCACCUCUCCACCAUGCCAGCCUCUUCCCCCAUGCUCGCCUCCUCAGUCUCCAGUGCCUUGGUGAGGCGCGGCGGGGGCAAGCCUGCCAUGGUGGCCGCUACGGCAGGGCCUGGAGGAGGGAAGAAGGGGAAGAAGAAGAAAGAUCCCAACGAGCCCCAGAAACCAGUCUCUGCCUACGCCCUGUUCUUCAGGGACACUCAGGCUGCCAUCAAGGGCCAGAACCCCAACGCCACAUUUGGAGAGGUGUCCACGAUAGUAGCCUCCAUGUGGGACAGUCUUGGGGAAGAGCAGAAACAGGUGUAUAAGAGAAAGACGGAAGCGGCGAAAAAGGAGUACCUGAAGGCACUAGCAGCUUACAGAGCCAAUCAGCUCUCACAGCCCUCCAUUGAAGUGAUGGACACAGCUUCUUCACCAUCACCUCCUCCAAUACCUGAGCCAGUGCCUUUGGCUCCCCUGGCUCCCGCCCGCACCUCCCGUCUCCCCCAACACAUCGCAGACCAGAAUACCAUCACCAACAUCUGUGCCUCCAAUAUUAUUCUGGACGUCCCCCAAGUCACCACGCGUUCUCGCACAGGAGCUUGCAAGCCCCCCACCCUGGGCCCCACAGCCACCCCGACCCUGACCCCCACCAUCACCAAGAUCAUCAUCUCCAAACAGAUGCUCCAGGCCGGGGCUAAGCUCCAUCAGAUACCCAACUCCAUGGUGACGGUGCUCCCUGGCGGCGUGCGCACCCUGCUGCCCUCAGCCCCACGCCAGCCCCCACCUCUGCUGCAGAUGCAGCACGCCCCUCCUCCCCCGCGGCUCCAGCAGAUGGUACACUCCCCAGCCCCGCCUCCCCUACAGGCCAAGCCCCGAGGAGGGAAUGCCGGGCCAGGGCUUCCUGUGUCCAUCACCGCCACACCUCCCCCUCCACUACAGAUCAAGAUAGUCCCGGCCUCUUUGCAGGCAGACUCAUCCUUGCCUAUUAUUGUUACGACAACAGCAACCGCCCACUCAAUUGGUGUCAACACUUCCGCCGUGCCUGCAUCAGCAUACUCCACCCCUACAGUGGCUCUGCAGUUGGCGAAGUCCACUGACUUGACGGCGAGUGCAGAUGAGGAUUCGGUUACGGAAGAGUUCACUUCGGGAGAGAUGGAAAUGGAGUUCAAUGUGUCUCCACGUGCCACUGACGCUGCUUCUGGCCCCCUGACUCUCUGUGUACGAGUAGGAUGCACCAACCCUGCAAUAGAGAGCACGGACUGGGACAAAGAGUACUGCAGCAGUGAAUGUGUGGCCACUCACUGCAGGGAUAUCUUCAUGGCCUGGUGCUCCAUCAGGAAUCAGAACACCAUGGUUGUCAAGUAAAGACCGGCCAUACCCGGACAAGGGGAGAAUUGUGAUUUGCGUCUUGUUGGGUCAGGGGUGAUAACAGGCCUGAGGUAGACUGAGUGGGAUGAGAGGAAGAAAUGGCGUUUGGAGGAGAGCAACUGGGGAAAAGAAGAGUGCCAUGUACCACAAAGCGAUCCAGUGGAAGGAAAUGAGCACCAUAAAAACACAUGGGAUUCAUUUAGAGAUGGACAGUGGAGACGGUGGCCGAGAUAAAACGUGUGAGGACAGGGAGUGAAGUAUAUCUCUUUUUUGUGUGUUAUAUUGUUUGGACUUGCAUACCUUUUACUGGAUCCAUUCACAAUGAUGGUGUUAUGAGAGGAUGUAUACCAUAUGAAGGAACCUGAAAUCAUAGUGGGGAUCUAAAGGGUUCUAUUCCAGAGGGUAUAUUGGAUCAUAGUGCCGUCACAUGUUGACAAACACUACAUGACCAAAAGUAUGUGGACACCUGCUCGUCGAACCUCUCAUUCCAAAAUCAUGGGCAUUUAUAUGGAGUUGGUCCUCCCUUUUGCUGCUGUAACAGCCUUCACUAUUCUGGGAAUGUUUUCCAUUAGAUGUUUGAACAUUGUUGCAGGGACUAGCUUCCAUUCAGCCACAAAAGCAUUCGUGAGGUCGGCACUGAUGUUGGGCGAUUAGGCCUGGCUCGCAGUCGGCGUUCCAAUUCAACCCAAAGGUGUUCGAUGGGGUUGAGAUCAGGGCUCUGUGCACUUCAGCAUAUGUCUGUCCCAUUCUGUGAGCUCGUGUGGCCUACCACUUCACGUCUGAGCCGUUGUUGCUCCUAGACCAUUUCCACUUCACAAUAACAGCACUUGCAUUUGACAUGGGCAGCUCUAGGAGGGGUGAAAUUUCACGACCUGACUUGUUGGGAAGGUGGCAUCUUAUGACGGUGCCACUUUGAAAAUCACUGAGCUCUUCAGUAAGGCCAUCCUACUGCCAAUGUUUGUCUAUUGGAGAUUGCAUGGCUGUGUGCUCGAUUUUUAUACACCGGUCAGCAACGGUGUGGCUGAAAUUGCCGAAUCCACUCAUUUGAAGGGGUGUCCACAUACUUUUAUUUUUGAAGUCGGUUUUGACAGGAAAAAGUAUUUUUUGUGAUCCAUGGCAGCCAAAAGCUUAAUAAAAGUUUUCCAUCUUUAUUCUUAUCUAUUUGGAUAAAUAUUUGAUACCCAUCUUUCUUUUGUUGGUUGCCUUUAGGUUCUCGGGGGGAAAAAAUCAGCGUCUCUUUUUUAAGAAACCAAGUCAGGAAAUGGUGAAAAUAUCAGAUUGAGGAAAGUGGCGUAUCAUGCUACGCUCUUGGUUUCUGUUCACAUAUAGUUUAGUGGGCUCUAGAGACUUUCUUACUUUUCAUUAUUGUAAAAUAUUAGUCCACUGUGUCUAGUCCGGUGUGAAUAAAUGACUGUAGAAAUCAAGGUCAAUUUGACUUUCAUGUUAUUCCAUUAUUUUUAAAUAAAAGAGCAAUGAAGAUAAA
Molecule: messenger RNA, 4974 nt
Organism: Salvelinus fontinalis (brook trout)
Lineage: Eukaryota; Metazoa; Chordata; Actinopteri; Salmoniformes; Salmonidae
Gene: tox4a
Product: TOX high mobility group box family member 4 a
Exons: 9
Coding region: 1314-3488 (724 amino acids)
Biological process (GO): regulation of transcription by RNA polymerase II
Cellular component (GO): nucleus
Molecular function (GO): chromatin DNA binding
Source: RefSeq, a predicted model, not a curated record